CAAUCACAACAGGACAUGUCACUGUGAGGGCCCCAUAUGCUGAGCACUGUACCAGAAGUAAAAGAUGCCAGGUGCUAUUGUUCAUGACACACACACUGUCUUCAUCAUCUAAUGCUGCUAUAACAGAAAUACCACAAGUGGAUGGGAUGGCUUUAAUGAAGAGAAAUUUAUUUCUUCACAGUAAAGUAGGCUAAAAGUUCAAAUUCAGGGUGUCUGCUCCAGGGGAAGCCUUUCUCACUCUGUCAACCUUCUCAUAAAUAUUCCCCCAGACUAGGAGCUUCUUUGCCCAGGUACCCUGGGUCCAAAGGACUCACUCUGCUCCCAGCACUGCUUUCUUGGUGGUGUGAGGUCCUCCUGUCUCUCUGCUUGCUUCUCUCUUUUAUAUCUCAAGAAAUUACCUUAAGACACAAUCCAGUCUUUAGGUUGAGUCCUGCCUCACUGACACAAGUGCCACCCACCCACCUUCAUUACCAUCAUAGAGGCAGGAUUUACAAUAUAUAGGGAAAUCACACAAUACUGGAAAUUAUGGCCCAGCCAAAUUGAUACACACAUUUUUGGGGGAAUAUGAUUUAAUCCAUGACAUACACACACACACACACACACACACACACACAAUCACAAUAGGACAUGUCAUUGUGAGGCCCCAUAUGCUGAACACUGUAGCAGGGGUGGUUUUCAAACUUUAGCAUACAUCAAAAUACAUGGAAGUCUUGUUGAAACACAAACGGCUGAACUUCAUCCCAGAGUUUAUCAUCAGUAAGUCCAGAGUGAGUUUGAAAAACUUAUAUUUCUAAAAAGAUCCCAGGUGAUGCUCUUGCUGGGCAUCCAGGAGCCACACAUUUGAUUAUCUGUCAUCCCAUCUUUUCCAUCAGAUUCACCAACAAUAUGGAACCUAGAAACCAAACAGAUGUUUCAGAAUUUCUUCUUCUGGGACUUACAGAGGAUCCAGAACUGCAGCCUGUCUUAUUCAGUUUGUUUGUAUCUAUGUACCUGGCCACCCUCCUGGGAAACCUACUUAUUGUCCUGGUUGUCAGCUCUGACUCCCACCUCCACAACCCCAUGUACUUCUUUCUUUCCAAUCUCUCCUUCGUUGAUAUCUGUUUCCCGAACAUGCUGGUGAACAUCCAAGCACAGAAUCAAAUCAUCACUUAUGUAGGCUGCCUGACCCAGGUCUGUUUUGUAAUGAUAUUUACUGGUUUGGAAAAUUGUCUCCUUGCAGUAAUGGCCUAUGACCGCUAUGUGGCCAUCUGCCACCCACUGAGGUACACCAUCAUCAUGAACCUCCACUGCUGUGGCUUGCUCUCCCUACUCUCCUUACUAACUAGCAUUGUGAACGCCCUCCUUCACAGUCUGUUGGUGCUGCAUUUGUCCUUCUGCAUAGACCUGGAAAUCCCUCAUUUCUUCUGUGAACUUGCUCAGAUUCUCAAGCUCGCCUGUUCUGAUACCCGCAUCAAUUACAUCCUAGUGUAUUUUGUGGCUACUGUAUGGGGUGGUGUUCCUCUCUCUGGAAUCAUUUUCUCUUACACUCAGAUUUUCUCCUCUGUUUUGAGAAUGCCAUCAGUGGGUGCAAAAUAUAAAGCUUUUCCCACCUGCAGGUCUCACCUUUCAGUUGUGUCCUUAUUCUAUGGAACAAUCUUUGGUGUGUACAUCAGUUCUGCAUUUACACAUUCUCCCAGGAAGAUAGCAGUAGCUUCAGUGAUGUACAGUUUGGUCCCUCAAAUGAUGAAUCCCUUUAUCUACAGCCUGAGGAACAGAGACAUAAGGGGACCCUUGAGGACAUUCAUCAGUAGAAUACUAUCAUUUUAGUGAUUGUGUCACCUGUUUUUGGGCUUGGGAC
Loxodonta africana (African savanna elephant) is the source of this 1837-nucleotide messenger RNA. Its product is annotated as olfactory receptor 7G2-like. The record is from RefSeq and is a predicted model, not a curated record. Gene Ontology annotation, biological process: G protein-coupled receptor signaling pathway. Gene Ontology annotation, molecular function: olfactory receptor activity; G protein-coupled receptor activity. The transcript has a single exon. The coding region runs from base 886 to 1806 and encodes 306 amino acids. Gene Ontology annotation, cellular component: plasma membrane. NCBI's taxonomy places the organism in Eukaryota, Metazoa, Chordata, Mammalia, Proboscidea, Elephantidae.